AUGAACCUGCAUCCUCGCUACUUUCACAUCAUCCAGUCUCACCCUUCGCGACUGAAGGGUUCCUCCAUCACCUGGAUGCCUUACGUGAAGUCCACGGUCCACAUCUCGCGUAUCGCAGGCACCGCCCUCAAAACCUUCACCCACGGCUACGCCCAGACCGUCACCGCGCUCGCCGCGCAGAACCACAACUCCUCGACCCCCCUCGCGGACACCUUAGUUGGUCGCUUCCGCAAGACCGAGAAGAGCAAGGUCGGAAACGUCUAUCAGAAUGUCGAGUCCGCACGGCAGGCGAGCACAACAGCCGGCGCGUCUUCCGGCGCCAGGCCUGAGACGAGCAGUGGCCAGGACGCGGGCUUAGACAAGUACUUUGUCGCGUGGCAGAAGCACCAGCGACAGCCGACCAAGGAUUGGCAGCAGUUCCAGUUCGCGCGCACGAUCGAAUGGCAGCCUCCGAGUGUUGUGCCGGCGAAUGGCAAGGAGCAUACGGCGGCUGCUACGGCGGAGGAGGUGCACGACAAGAAGAACCAGGAUCUGGCUGCGCCGCUUCUGAAGCGCUCGUACACCACAAGCGCGCUGGACAACUUCGGGAAAGCAUUCAUCUAUGACGAGGCUGCGGAAGCUGCAGCGUUGGAGCAGGUCAAUGAUGCGAUUGCGGGGGAGAUUCAGAGGUCAAAGGACGAUGCUGAGGAUGCGGUUGUGCUCAAGGCGCAGAGCGCGUCAUCAGUCUCGGAUCAGACUGCGCCAACCUCAGACCGGCAGUCAAUUGAGAGCCCGGCUACGAGUUUCACAGCGACAGACAGCUUCUCUACCGCGACACCAGAAGUCGAAGCAUACGCGCAAGAGCUUGAGCAGCUCGUGGAGAAUGGCCGAUACCACGAUAUUCCUGGUGCUUUCCAGGCCAUGCUCCGCGCUGGAGUGCAGAAGCCAGCACCAUCCGCGUACCGCGCGCUUCUUACGUCGGCCGUGGAGCUCACCCAUGGCAAGCACCAGAGGGUACCAAAGGCGCUGGAAGUCUACUCGGACAUGCUCAGGAGAAAGGUGGUGCCGGACAUUGCAACUUUUGGCAUUCUCAUCAAUACUUUGGCGCAGCGGGCUAAGGAGGCAACGGCGAUGCGGAAGGGUCUAGAGGAGAAGCUGACAAGAUAUGGUGGACUGGAAGCGCCAGGCAGGUUCAUGUUCGGCUCCACCCAGUCUGAGCACACCAUGCUUCUGGAAGACUCUUCGCUCUCAAUCGCGAUGAGGAUCUUCGACCGCGUGGCGUCGAUGAAGUCUCAGGAGGCCUUGCCUAGCGCGGCAUGCGCUUCUUUGAUCAGCGCCUGUGCCGAGCAAGGCCGUUUGGACGAUAUGGCCCGAGUCUACGAGCACAUGGAGUCGAAGUCGCUAGAGCCGCAUUCGAGCAUCUUCCCACCAAUGAUCACCGCCUUCGGCCAGAUUGGCGACCUCAAGCGAGCGGUCGAGGCAUACGACGGAUACAAGGAGCUGGCCAUUGCGCACAACGCCGGGACGAACACGAUUGUGCGUGUCGACAACCAAAUCUACGCCUCACUCAUUAUGGCCUACGGCUCAGCGGGCAGAUUGAAGGGCGGCUUGAAGUUCUUGGCGAGUGUCCAAGCAGACUUGACCGACGCUGCAGAGGUGGAGGAUCUCCGGGAGAUUGUGGCUUUGCAAGCAUUGCUGCCCCUAGCGCUUAAGGAUCAGACACUCCGCAACGCUUUCGAUUUGACGCUUUCGCUUACUGGACGUGCACUGCACUCGGCCCUUGCGACUAUCUGCAACACCGCAGCCGACAGGAACCUACUGGACGUCAGCGUGAAGGCUUUCGACAUGCUUGCUGCUCAGACUCAGGACCUAGCUCUGCCAGCCACUGCCAUGCUCGCGAUGAACAUUCGCAACGGCAAUGUCGAGGCCGCCGAGCCAUACUGGAGAGUCUUGGAGACGGCACCGGCCACAAUCGCUUUUGUCGAGCCCACGACCAUGCGCACAAUCGCGUUGAUUGGCAUCGGACAAGCAGAGCGCGGCUUGAGACACAGCCGCAGGAUGUUUGGUCGCAUUCGAGACGCGCAGGUGGAGAGCAAGCAAAGUGAAGCUGUCGAGCAGAUCGACGAGGCAAUUGAGCUCAUUGGCAACUUCAUGCUCAGAAGUCAGGCUGUGCAGUCACCUUCGAUCAGCGUCGAGCUUCUGAGGAUGAUGACUGAGAACGGUGCGCUAGUUGCGCCAAUUGCGGACCACAUUGUUGCACGACUCGGAGCAGAUCAGAUUGCUCGCUUGGCACCGGCAGACUUGGAGUUCUUGACACGGGUGCAAGGUGGCAUGAUCCUGGACAGUGCUUCAAUGGCCGACAUUGCUGGCCCUGCUAGAUUUGGCUGCCUCUUGGAGAACAUUGUCUCGCACUCUGUCAUGCCGUCUGCCGAGACUGAUACGCUCAUCGAAAGGACGCUGAUCAACAUUGACCGCUCCGAUCUGUCGAGGCUCUGGAACAACUACCGAUACCCUUCCACCCCGGCCAGCUUCGCAGCGACAGCACUCUCCCCUGUCGCUCCGUACCAGCCUCCAACGCCUUUCCUACACGGUCAGCAAGCGUUCGAUGAGUCGUACGAUCCAUACGCGCACCGCACCGAUGUCAAGGGCUCCAACGCGAUCAACGAGCUGCUCGAGCGCCCCCAAGGUCGCCGCACGCAGGAGGCCCUGACGAAGUUCCGCAACAUGCGCCGUGUUGGCCGUGUACCUCGCAUGUUCACCUACGGGAAGCUGAUUGAGACUGCGGCUAAGGAGCACAACCUUGCGCUCUCGCAUGAGAUCCUUGAGCUAGCGAAGCAGGACGUUCCCUUCGACGCUCGUUACCGCGUUGUCCGGUUCGGCUGGCAGCAGAUUCUCGACCACAUGGUUGCUGGCUGCUUGACCAUCGGCCGCCGCGACUUGGCUGCUCGCUACCACCAGGAUCUCGUCGACAUGGGCAUGGCGCCUUCCGCGAACACCUUCGGCCUCUACAUCACGACUCUCAAGGAGAACACCAAGACCUUCGACGAGGCCUCCGAAGCCGUCAAGAUCUUUCUCCGCGCGAAGAGCGAGGGCGUGGAGCCCUCCUCCUUCCUCUACAACGCCCUCAUCGGCAAGCUCGGCAAAGCGCGCCGCAUCGACGACUGCCUCUUCUACUUCGCCGAAAUGCGCAACCUCGGCAUCCGCCCCACCUCCGUCACCUACGGCACCAUCGUCAACGCCCUCGUGCGCGUGUCCGACGAGAAGUUCGCCGAGGAGAUCUUCGAGGAAAUGGAGUCCUGCUCCAACUACAAGCCCCGCCCUGCCCCGUACCACAGUCUGAUGCAGUUCUUCCUCAGCACCAAGCGCGACCGCGGCAAGGUCCUCGCGUACUACGAGCGCAUGCGCAGCAAGGGCAUCGCGCCGACCGUGCACACCUUCAAACUCCUAAUCGACACGCACGCCACCCUCGAAACCAUCAACAUGGACGCCGCCGAAGCCGUGCUGACCGAAAUGCGCGCCUCCGGCAUCGAGCCCGAAGCCGUGCACUACGCCUCUCUGAUCCACGCGAAGGGGUGCGUACAACACGACAUCCCCGCCGCCCGCGCCCUCUUCGACUCCGUCCUCUCCGCCGCCAAAAUCCGCCCGCAACCCUGUCUUUACCAAGCCUUGUUCGAAUCUCUCAACGCCAACCACCUGGUCCCCGAAUCUGACGCCCUUCUUGCGGACAUGGCUUCGCGCGGGGUGGAGAUGACUCCUUACAUCGCCAAUGCUCUCAUCCACGGCUGGACUUUGGAGCGGAACGUGGAGAAGGCUCAGCAAGCUUUCGAACGCGUCCCUGUGGGACGGAGAGAGCCGAGUACGUAUGAAGCGAUGGUGCGGGCGUAUUUGGCGGGUGAGCAGAGGGAGAGCGCCAAGGGGGUUGUGAGGGAGGCGCUUGGAAGGGGGUAUCCUGCGGCUGUGGCGGGGAAGAUCGCUGAGCUUGUGCGUUGA
Molecule: messenger RNA, 3969 nt
Organism: Saxophila tyrrhenica
Lineage: Eukaryota; Fungi; Ascomycota; Dothideomycetes; Mycosphaerellales; Extremaceae
Exons: 2
Coding region: 1-3969 (1322 amino acids)
Molecular function (GO): protein binding
Source: RefSeq, a predicted model, not a curated record